CUGACCUGGACAACAUGACCUGUGUGGGGUCCUUGGCAACCUGUGGUGUACAGUAUGCAGGCAGACACGGAAUAGCAGCCGCUGUCAUUCCCUGCUGCUAAUUACCAAACGGAGUACCGGCGGCAAAGCUUCCGUCUGGGCAAAUUAGACUCGUUCGAGCCUCCGUAGCCGGAUGACGUCAGCUCAGCAUGUGAGACGGAGCCGAGCCUCCGCAGCAGAGAGAGGGGCAGGCAGACUGAACACAGCAGCAGAGAGGAGGAGGAGAAGCCUCACUGAGCAGCAUUUGGUGCAGGUCCCAUUGCACAGCCACCACCUUUAUUUUUGCAGAGCUUCAAAGAUGUCAGGUGAAUUAUCCUUAAACAAUAACAUCAAGGAACCUCGUUGGGACCAGAGCACAUUUGUUGGAAGAGCCAAACAUUUCUUUACAGUAACUGAUCCAAGAAAUAUCCUUCUGUCCAAUGACCAGUUGGAGCGGGCCAGGCAAAUUGUUCAUGACUACAGACAUGGAAUUGUGCAGCCGGGUCUCACGGAAGAUGAAUUGUGGAGAGCAAAAUAUGUGUAUGAUUCUGCCUUCCACCCUGAUACCGAGGAAAAGAUGAUUCUGAUUGGAAGGAUGUCCGCUCAGGUGCCAAUGAAUAUGACCAUCACAGGAUGCAUGAUGACCUUUUACAGAACGACGCCAGCCGUGAUCUUUUGGCAGUGGAUUAAUCAGUCUUUUAAUGCCAUCGUUAACUACACAAACAGGAGUGGAGAUGCUCCCAUCACAGGAAGCGAACUGGGAACAGCUUAUGUUUCCGCCACCACAGGUGCUGUUGCCACUGCUCUAGGACUUAACGCACUAACCAAGCAUGUCUCACCACUAAUAGGAAGAUUUGUUCCUUUUGCUGCUGUUGCUGCUGCUAACUGUAUCAAUAUCCCGUUAAUGAGGCAACGGGAGUUGAAGCAUGGCAUUCCAAUCACAGAUGAGAAUGGGAACCGAAUCGGGGAAUCUGCUAAUGCUGCUAAACAGGCCAUCAGUCAGGUGGUGGUUUCUAGGAUCCUGAUGGCCGCCCCUGGCAUGGCUAUCCCUCCGUUUAUAAUGAACAGUUUGGAAAAGAAAGCUUUUCUUAAGAGAUUUCCCUGGAUGAGUGCCCCUAUACAAGUUGGAAUAGUGGGAUUCUGUUUGGUAUUUGCAACGCCUCUCUGCUGUGCACUUUUUCCCCAAAACAGCUCAAUGUCUGUGUCAGGUCUGGAGCCUGAACUGCAAGCAGAAAUUAAAAAGAAAAACCCAGGACUGGAGCGAGUGUUCUUCAAUAAAGGGUUAUAAUCCUAUCCACACAUCGGUCAUGGCGCACCAUGCAUUUUCAGAAAAUGUAUGUCCUUGACCUUAUAGGAAAAAAGCAGGUCCUAAACCCUUUUAUUAAUAUAACAAAUUUGUUUUAUACGUUUUAAAGAAAUGUUGCUGACUUUUUUUUUUUUUUAAAUGAAUUUUAUUAGACCACACAAUGGAAAGCACCAAUCCAAUGUUAAUUUUAUUUUUACAGGUUCAAGUUGGUCAGUGUGUAUGUACUGAACAUUAAUUUGUCGUUAACUGUAGCAUAGUGCAUUGCCAGUUCAUUAAUCAUCUCCCAAUAUGGUGACCAAACUGCUCCGUCUGCUUGCAGGCUGCCAGCUAGUAUUAGACAUUGUUGGGAAAUAGUAAAAUAAAAAAAUGUAUUGUCUUUGUGGCCAAAAAUAUGGUAGAACAUAUGAUGGUGCGUGUUGGUUUCUCUACAAGAGCCAGUCUUAUGUUGGGGUAGACUUCACUUAUCCGUUUAUUUCUUUCAGAUGUUACUCCUUUAUUUUUGCACAUAUCCACAUUGGUUUACAGAUGUAGAGUUUAUUUUUUGAAAAUUUGAUUUACAACACUUUUUUCAAACCGUGAAAUCCUGUCUCAGCUGCCAGAUAUUCUACUUUUUUUUUCCGGAACAUUGUUUUUGUUUGUUUGUUUCCUUUUAUGUACUGUACAUGAUUUUAACACCCAUACCUAUAUAGUAAAACAGCAGACUGGUAAUCCGGUUAAGGAUAAUUGGUAAAUAAUCUUGACUGCCAAAAGUUCAUUUAGUUGUGAUUAUUAGAUUUAUCAAUAUCUGUGAAUAUUGUUAAAUAUUCACAGAACAAAUUCUUAACAUCAUACAGAAGAGCUGUCCAAGCAACAAUCACACUGUUGGGGAUGUACGAAUAUGAAGUAAGAUCAGUUCCUCAAUGUAGAACCAUUUUCAUUCUAGCUGUAGAAGAAACUGAUUUUUUUUUUCUGAAGUCUUUAUAAAAAAUACUAUGCUUGUUAUAUAGUUGGAAAGUAAAAGCAUACAAGGUAGAAACCGUUUUAUUAUCUCUGCCAGAAGUAAAAAAAUAUUAUUUUUUAAAUAAAGACUUUUUGAUUUUGGACAAA
Molecule: messenger RNA, 2410 nt
Organism: Pseudophryne corroboree (corroboree frog)
Lineage: Eukaryota; Metazoa; Chordata; Amphibia; Anura; Myobatrachidae
Gene: SFXN1
Product: sideroflexin 1
Exons: 11
Coding region: 173-1306 (377 amino acids)
Biological process (GO): serine import into mitochondrion; monoatomic ion transport
Cellular component (GO): mitochondrial inner membrane
Molecular function (GO): monoatomic ion transmembrane transporter activity
Source: RefSeq, a predicted model, not a curated record